GUUUUGCGUCAGUGUGAGCUAAGAAAACAGCUAAAAAACAAAACAGCUAAUCUACAAAAGCCACUUGUACUUGAAUGAUGGACCAGCUUGAAGACAUUGAGAGGUUUUUGGAGAAUGUUGACAAUAUAUGUGAGCUUGUGGAUAAUCUGAACUCGACUGAUACUGAGGUCCAGACAAAGGCACUGGAGAAAGCUGAUUGCUAUAUUGCUGCUAUGAAUGAACCCUGCAGAAAAAAAGUCAGCAAGACUACAAUCAACACAAACCCACCAACACAGAUGCCCUUGAGCCCACAAAAUCAAACUGUAGAGAAUUUCAUAACGGCUAUGGAGAAAGAUAUUGUUGACAGGAGAUCUAGAAGGAUUGAAAAUGAGAAAAGGGCAUCUGCUCUCAAAGACAAGGGCAAUAAAGCUUAUGCUCUAGAAGAUUAUGAAACUGCUGUGAAGUAUUACACUGAUGGCUUGGCUGAACUGCGGGACAUGCAGUCAUUGUACACCAACCGAGCACAAGCUUACAUCAAGCUAGGAAAGUACAAGGAGGCCAUCGAUGACUGUGAAUGGGCAUUAAAGUGUAACGAGAAGUGCAUAAAGGCUUAUGUACACAUGGGCAAAGCAUACCUGGCAUUGAAGAACUAUAACGAGUCCAGAAACUGCUUUGGAAAGAUAGUGGAAAUUGAGCCUGGGAGAGAAAAAAUGGUGAAAGAGUACCUGAUCCAGGUAGAUUUGGAGGAAGAAAGAGAGAUUCAGGAGAAGAGUGCACAACAAGACUUUAACAAGGGAAAGGAGGAGACUACAAGGGUGCCCCAGCUGCUAGAGAAGCUGUCAAGUCCUGGCCAUAUGCCCCUGUACUACUGUGGCGGGUUGGAGAUUCUGUCAAAAGUGGUUACUGACUGUACUGGCCAGACUCUUUUCAGACUGAACAAUGGCUUCAGUAUCAUCAGCAGCAAUGACACAGUGAGGAGUUGUCUGCAACAGAAAACAAUGGACCCAUUCAGCCAGGAGAUGUGUGUGUCUGUUCUGAAAUUAUGGAGGGUUUGCUGUUGUGGAAAUGAUGAAAAUCAGAAGAUGCUAAUGACAUGUCCAGUCUUUAGGAAUGCCAUUGUUGACUUGGUAGCCUCAGAGCAUAUUGCAAUACAACACGAAAGCCUGGUGUUACUAUGUUUGUAUUCACAAACGCCACGAGGCAGAAACUUGGCCAUGGAAAACCUGGAAGUGCAAAUGUUAGUGAAGAACGUCAUGGCAUGCGUCUCAGAGCCAAGACAGCAGCGGGCGAAUGCAGCGGUCAACAUUUUGAAGAACUUUGCAGCGGAAAAGAAAUUUCAUAUUCAGUUAAGGACUGUAAUGACAGACUGUGUCACUGGCCCUUUUACAGGAAUACUGAAAAAUAUCAACGCUUCCAAUCAAUCUCUUCAUCCUGCACUGAUAUCGGUCAUCAGCUCUCUGGGCCAAGAUGACAUCAUCCGCUACAAUCUUUGUCAUGAUCCAGAGUGUUGGAAGGCUUUUCUGGUUGCCAUUAAACAAUGCAGGGAACAUGAAUACAGAGAAAUCCUUUACCCUUUGCUUGGACUGAUCAUCAACCUUUCAACUGUCACUUCUCCAGCCAUCCAGGAACAUGGUGUCUCACUCUGUAGCUCCUGUCUAGGCCUGCUGAAGGAUAGUGAUGGAGGCAUUAUAACCAGAGCCACAGGCGUGUUGAGCACUGUCCUCCCUCAGUCCUCAGAGGCUGUUCAGCAUGUUAUUCAGGGUGGCGUGGUCAGGACCAUGUGUCGACUACUAAAGGGAACUGGGCAGAAUGCCACUAAGUACGCCAUCAAAACUCUGACAGUGUGCACUGUUGCCAGUCACUUGGCCCGGGAGGAGCUGGUGAAGGCUGAUAAAAAGCUGUCCAUUUUACGCCAUUUGCUGGUUGUCAGUGGAGAUGAGAUAGUGUCAGGAAAUGCAGCGCUGUGUAUGGCCCACUGCCUCGAGGUGGAUGGAACUGCCAGAAACCUGCUGGGCACUGACGCUGUGUUGAUACUGCUGCGCCACGCUGCAGGGGACGCUAAGAGGACAGCUGUGCAGCAAAAUGCAGCGAUUGCCCUUGGGAAGCUGUGCCGAUCUGAGCGCAGACAUAUGGAAAAGCUUCGAGAACUACAUGGAUUUGAGAUCUUGCAUUCCUGCAUGAAGCUCAUCACAUGAAGCUUCAACAACCACAAAAUUCACAAGUGAAUAAAAUGUCUUUUUUCCAUUUUAGACAUA
Sphaeramia orbicularis (orbiculate cardinalfish) is the source of this 2234-nucleotide messenger RNA. RefSeq names its product tetratricopeptide repeat domain 12 (gene ttc12). Gene Ontology annotation, cellular component: centrosome; cytoplasm. The transcript has 21 exons. Gene Ontology annotation, biological process: axonemal dynein complex assembly; sperm axoneme assembly. Lineage: Eukaryota; Metazoa; Chordata; Actinopteri; Kurtiformes; Apogonidae. The record is from RefSeq and is a predicted model, not a curated record. Bases 75 to 2174 code for a protein of 699 amino acids. Gene Ontology annotation, molecular function: protein binding.